GAAAACCUGCUCACUCAGUGUUGAUGUCUUACGUACUACAUACUUAAAUGUGGCGAUGCUUGCUUUUCGAGGUUUAGUUCCGUUUGUGUCUACACAGCUUGUGGAUUUUCACUACUUGUUCGUUUAAAAAAAAACAGAUUCAAUGUUGAGAAUAGCAUGUGGUUGGUGUUAAAAUAAAACCUUCAUCGCAAAUUUUGAUGCUAGAUAGAUAGUAAUUUCUUAAAGAACCCAAGCACCACACUAAGAUGCUAUUAAGCUCGGUGAUGCUCAAUUUGCUACUACUGCUUACUGAAUGUACCCAUGAGGUGGUAUCGCUCAUGUCGCAGGUAUUUCAAGACCAAAACGGUAUUGUUGCGACCAUAGACGGCUACAUCCCACGAUGCCCUGGCUGUGUUGUGUUUGGUCAGGACCCUCUGAUCGUGUACGGCAGCAUGCACCUACCACAAGACAAGCUGCACCUGUUGGAGAACGCCUACUUCCUUACGGACAUCUGUGCGUUCGAUAUGGAUUGUUCCGACCAUAUCUAUGCUAGUAUGCCUUACUGCCUUUUUAAUACAGUGUUUCUCCAUGGUUGCGCAUCUGAAGUACGUCAGUGGAUGCAUGAAUGCUACUGUGAUGAUGCUGAACCAAAGCGCUGGUAUGCUUGGUUAGACCCAAUCAUGUUUGAGAAAAGUGACAUGGUCAUCAGAUUCUUAUUUGAGGCCGAUGCACUGAAUGGGUUUUUUGAGCACAGACCCCCCUACGUUGAGAAUUCAACCCUAUUUAUGCAGGACCUUAUCAAUAGAGGCCACGUUGUUUUCAAACGCCAAGUUUCUGGAUCAACUAACUGCUCUACUUACUUGACAUACGAUCGAGUUCUGGUGUUAAUCUUAUUGGCACUAGUCAAGGGUGUGUUAGCAUCCUAGGACCAGAAACAAGAGGCCAUGUCUGUUUACGUGGGAUCAAGGAAAUUUAAUGCCGUAUUUCAACAUACGCACAAUGCUAUUUUAUCAUAUUAACACUGAAAAGCUUCUAAAUAUUUGUUUCUAUUGCUAGUCGUUUUCUCGCAGUAAUUGUUUGUAUA
Molecule: messenger RNA, 1063 nt
Organism: Physella acuta
Lineage: Eukaryota; Metazoa; Mollusca; Gastropoda; Physidae
Source: RefSeq, a predicted model, not a curated record